CUCAAGUGACGAGACGUCGACGUCGUUCGACGCGACGUCCGUCGUCUCGAGAUGCCGAUACUGAACCUGCCGAUACUAUGUCUUUGCUUUUUAGGGGCACAGAGCCUCACCAAGAAGGGGGAUGUCAAUGCCCAGUUGGGCAAUGCCAAUGCCAACCAGUUGGGCUACAACCCGGAUGACGUUCCGACCGAAACGGCCUUGAAGGAUUUCUCCGGCGAUUGGCUGUUUCAUGUGAGAACCACUUCUUGUCAUGGUGAUGCCUUCGACAACGGUGCCAACAGCUACAUCUCUCGAACAUUUCUGCCCAUCUUGAGCAUUUGCAGUGUGGGAUUGCUUUGUUUGUCCUGGAAGGAGAAAAGGGAGAAGGAGGUGUAUCGACUCGAUGAGAAGAAUGAGAAGAAUGAGGGUAGAAGUGAGGGUCUCCCGGACAGCCAAGCGGAUGAAAGCAGCAACGCGGAAAGCCAAGGCGAGAGAAGCCAAAGGACGAGCCAAGAGAAGUCCAAACGUCUUUUCCAUGUGGACUUUGCACGCAUUUGUGCCGUGAUGUGCGUGAUCUUUGAGCAUUCGGGUGGAGUCAGCUACACGCAUCGAAACGUGGGCUUUGGACUGUGGUGGGCCCUACCCUAUUUGUAUGUGACGAGUGGCAUGGCUUCGAUGAUGAGUAAAAGUAGCAUCGUAGGCUACGUGAUGCGCCUUCUCUUGGUCUUUACCGUGGGAACCUUGGCGAAUCUCUUCGCCGACGCGGUGACCCACAGAGAUUGGUCCCACGACUUUGGGAACACCAUUUUUCAGAUGUUCUUUGUGGUGAUGCUUCUCAUCAUGGCGCCUUUGGCAGAGCCAUUGCGCCAAGCCCUGCGCCAGCGCUCGAGAAGCGACGACGGUCCGAACCCGUUGACGAGUGGAGAAGAAGGGACGGCGUGGAGUACCGGAUGGACUUUUGCGUUUAUGAUGCUUUGGGGCACCAUUUCCUGUGCUGCCUUAGCCUUCUUCGUGCGAGGAUUCACGGGAGACUCCGAGAUAGAAAGGACCUUUCAAGAUGAAAAGGUCUCCAGGUGGAUUCAGUUCUAUGCCCCGGUGCUUCGCCACACCCCGAUCAUUUUGGUUCACGUUGGAGGUACUCUCUUUCUCAGCCUGUUGGCCACUCUGGUUUGCCAUGACGACAACACUGGAGUGGUGGGCUGGAUUCUGUUGGCAUUCUCUUACUUGCAGAUGAUUGUGGUCCCUUGGGAUCAGGAUUCUUUCGCCCACCUGGUGAAUUUGAACAUCGUUGGCAUGGUGACCUUUCAAUGGCCUUUAGCGGGGAGCGCUAUGAUCGCCCGGCUGGUGAACGCCUACUGGCCAUUUCUGCUGAUGUUUCUUUGUUUGGAUUCCAUGCCGGACAUGUGGGGUCGUUGCGAUGUCCAUUCGCCCUACUCCACCUGGGAGCGAUUUCGCAUGUUCUUGGGAGAGUUUACACUGGUGGUUUGCUUCAUCGCUGGUGCUUUCACACCAUCCGAUCCCAAGAAAGUGACUCCGUGGCUGAAUCUUUGGUCGCUCUAUGCCUAUUGUUUUCAUGUGAUGUGGUACCGGCUCUUUGGAUCUCCAUAUGGAGCCAUCAUCACGUUUGCUUCCAUUCCUCUCUUCUACUUCUUGCUGAUGUCCGACAAAUCGUCCAAACCGGACAGCGGCACGGAUGGUUGUGGCCUUGGGAACCGAGAGAUUCGUGGUCCUAUAGCAGCAGGGCUGGAGCAGAACAAGGUGCGGAAGCAUGUGGCCGUUUGCCUCAGUCACUGUGGCCCGCCCAGUUGCACGCUGAAAGAUGCAGAAACGGAUUGCGCCUGCUUACGAUGCACGAUGUUUUGCAUGUCAAGAGGGUCCUAUGUGGAUGCUUGCCUUAACAAUCACACCCGUGACCUGUGCUUGGACUACCAGAAGUACAUCAACAGUACUGAGCUAUGUGAAGUUGACUGCGAUGCUGCAGCAGGUUUACCAUUCAGCGUUUUUCUUACGUUUGGUUUGCUCUGUAGCUCGUUUCUUUUCGCAUAG
This is a messenger RNA of Durusdinium trenchii, 2025 nucleotides long. The record is from the annotation of a GenBank genome assembly. Lineage: Eukaryota; Dinophyceae; Suessiales; Symbiodiniaceae.